GUGAGUAACUGGGAGCCGCGACCGAGGACCCACUCAGUCACCACGAGAUCGGCAAGCCGAAUGGUCAACCGCAUCGGUUCUCCCGCUCGGAAGUCGCAGCACAGGCCCCGGAGGGCCCCGUAACAGGGACACCUUGCUAUUUCGAAUGUCAACUAACGCGGCUCCUCGCCUAAUUCGCGGACGCGCGUCAUUCGAACAGUGGUGUUGUCGUCGACAGUGGAGCUCGAGGGGCUGAAACAAUCGAAUCGUUCCCCGGGACCGGCCGAAGGGGACUCGCAGGCUCGCUCGCACGAUGUGGAGAUUCCUGGUGCGCUGUUACGUCACGUUGACAUCGAUCUGAGAGAGAGAGAGAGAGAGAAAGAGAGAGAAUUUUCCGGCCGGGCCUUGUUCGACGUCCGUCGCUUUCGACCCGCGGUGCUCGAGAACGAGAUCGCCGCCGAUUCCUGGAGACCCGAGGGGACCGGACGACGCCACCAGGAAAAUCUCCGAUCAUUUUUCGCGAACUGAAAGUGCGCGAGUGGAUGCGAGAGCGAGCGGAAUCGACGGCAGACGCCGAGGACUCUCCUGCAGGAGUACGAGGAAGAGAUGAUCUUCGAGCUGCUGGUGGCCGGAGCUUUCGCCCUCGCCACACUAAGGCGAUUCGGUGGCACAGACGGUUACUUUGACGAGUCUCGCGCUUUUCCUGAGUUCGAGCCUGAACACGGUGUCGUGCGCACCCGUUCUGAACCAGCUCGUAACCAGCUCGAACACCAUGAACCGGUGGGAGCAGCCCUGCGGUAAUCCGGUGCCGAUCCAGUUCAGGAACAUGCCGCAACGGCACAGCGUGCACAGGACCCUGAAGAGGGUGCGCACCCAGCUCCGGGUCGCCCAGAAUCACUUCAAGAUGCAUCUGAAGGAUGUGCACGACAUAUAUUCGAAGGUGUACAAAGUGCUGAAAGAGCAGUACAAAAUGUCCUGGCUUCCCGAAAAGGAGUUCGAGUGGUAUUGGAACGAAGUUUGGUGUCUCGACAAGGAAAAGAAAGCGAACCGCACGCUUCCGCAUCUUCACGACUCGUUGCAAAGGUUCGCAAUUACGUUCGACCAUCUCACGGCUUUCCGCCUGAAAUCGAACAUUAACGUUGAUCUUACCAUGGGCACAAGAAACAAGAUCAUUAUGCAGAUGUUCAACGAGAUCCUCAAGGUGUUGUGCGAAGUGGAGACAGCCAUCUCGAACUUAGGAAUAAAGACGUCCACGUCCCACACCGAGAGGAUGGUCACGGAGAGCUCGAACUGGGCGAAAGAGGGCGACCUGACGCUGAUGCUGAUCCAGGAUUGGGGCGUGAUCAGGCUGUACCAGAGAUUCCUGAAGGCCUGGACGAAAGCGUUUCGGGACGCGACCGCGAAGGUGAACGGACCGGGCACCUGCCCGGACAAGCAGAGCCACGGGCCGAAAGUGAUCCACAAGGGUCCCGGGUCGAAGGGUAAAAAGAUGACGAAGAUCAAGAAGCAGAACAGGCCGGUUCGGAGGCGCACGAUGGCCGCCGGCCAGAACAGUUCCUUGCCGCAGGGAUCGAAGAAGGAUCUCCCGAGGAACAGACGGCUGAGGAACAAGCAAAAGCUGCUGGAAGCGUCAUGAAACCGGCGCGACGAUCUUUUCAAUUUAUUAACGAAUUAAUUUAACAGGCAACCUCGACGCGUACGACUCUCUUUCGUUUCCCAUGGAUCUGAAUUUCGCGGAGCGGCGAGCCCUUCGUCGCGCGGGGCGAACGACGAUUAGCACCGUUGUUUGGUUCGCCGAUCUUAUCGAUCACGUUCGAUCAUGGUACUUUCGUUGUCCUCCCCCUAAAGGAGAAGCUUCCGAUUCGCAUUCGUCGCCGGGAACUGGUCGAACGACGAUCUUCGGGUCGAAGCGCGAAGGUCGCGUUCGCCCGCUUCUCCGGACGCUUCCCCGAGAAAAGCUCCCCGCACUUUGUAUUAUCACUGGCAGAUUUCUAUUUAUUUUCGUCGCCCCAUUGAUUCGCAACAUGCUUUCUCUCCCAUAUUCUUGCCAGUUCGUUCCGACGCGCGUUGUCUGUUCGAAGAGAGAGGCGGUCGUAUUCGAAACCGGCGCGUUGGCUUCCGUCGAUCGGCGCGUUCGACGCAUACUGCGGCCCACGAAUGUGUUCGCGCAUCUUCUGAAAUGUAGGAACUUUUUUCAAACUCGAGUAAAUGAGUUUUUAGGACGAUAGAGGGACGAUAGACGAUGACUAAAAUGUCUUUUUUAAA
Molecule: messenger RNA, 2244 nt
Organism: Megalopta genalis
Lineage: Eukaryota; Metazoa; Arthropoda; Insecta; Hymenoptera; Halictidae
Source: RefSeq, a predicted model, not a curated record